AUGAAUGCUUUGAACAUUUUGAUUGUAAUUUAUAUUUCGAUAUCUCAUUAUGGGACGGUUUUAGCUUGGGAUAAUAUUGACUUAGAGUUGUUUGAUUUGGUUGAGGAUGUAAGGACCAAUUUUUAUGAAGUUUUAGGAGUACCACAGGUCAGUGAAGUUAAUUAAUUGACUAUAUUAAUGUCACAAUAAAGCUUUAUUCUCGACUUUUAAUAACGUAAUACGUGUUGAUCAAGUGAAUACUUUUGAUCGCCUUUUUGGAUCUUUGUUUGUUUUUAACUUAUCACCAUAAAACAAGUAUAUUAAACUGAACAGCAUGAUGAAUUGAUGAAUUAUAUCAACUGAUCAUUUAUUCAUUCAGUCAACUUGCAUUUAUAUUUUUACGGUAUACUGUAUUUUACUAUGUGUUUUAUUGGUUGGAAAUUUCAAGAGAAAUGUAUACGUAUUUUUAAAAGAUAUAUAAGAUGGAAUCAAACCUGCUCAUUAUUUCGUGCGGUGACCUAUAUUGAAAUUUUGCACACUGUAUUGUAUGGUACUACAAUUAAACGUCUUUCAAUAUACCAAAACAGCAGGCAAAGAAACAUUUUACGGUAUCAGGCAAUAAAGAGUGAAUAAACUUGCUGUUUUAAAACUGAAAUACAUUUUUAUUCUUUCGACGCAAGAAAGAAAAUAUGAAACGAAAAUGUUCAACAAAAAUUUUGCCAAGAAAAUUCGAACCUGCCGUUCCCGGAAACGUGAAGGUUAAACUCCCUAUUGUAACCGUGUGGUUUGUGAAUGAUGUAAUCUUAUGUAAAAAUUGCGGAAGAGGCAGGGUCUUAGCUAGAGGGCCGUGUUGGCCGUGUUAUCGCGGCCAAAAAGGGAAAAACACGGCUAGAUAAAAUGAACGUGGUUUCAUUAUUUUUAUAAGGCCGUGUUUAGGUUCAUAAAAUAACAGACAGAAUUUCUUCCUAUUUACUGUACGUCGUAAGAAAGUUUAUAAAAUCUACGUUUGUAAAAUCUAUGUUUUAAUGUUUUGAUGGAUAAUGGGAACUGUAUGGUGUUAAAAUGGUUUUAAAUGCCCCCAAGAGUUGCUGAAAUAACUUGCAAAGCAUAGAACAACCACAGGUAUUGUCUGUUGUUGGCGAGCAUAACUAGAACCGUGAAUUUGGCUAUUUGAGGUAAUUGACAUGUGCACACCCUGGUCAUUUAGAAACACGCCCAAGAUCUAAAAUCCUAGCUAAGACCCUGGGAAGAGGCCAUGCAUUGAUGAAAGAGGCCAUGCAUCGACCAAAGAGGCCAUGCAUUGAUGUACUCGUAUUUGAGCGUAUUUUUUCUGCGGCUUUUUCACUCUUCCAGCUCAAGGUUGUGUAAAUUUUAGAUUUUAGUUCGAAAAAUGUGCUAUCUAUUUGUAAUAUUUGUUAUUCUUCAAUCAUCCCAUUUCAUUUUUUGCUGAUUUGAUCGAAAAUUUUAUCCAAACAUGCAUGCCAUCUAAGCAUGGUGGACACCAGACACAAAAUAUACAAUAGAGGUAGCUUUAUAACAUUAUAACAUAAACAUCUCGUUUUAUUUGGAAAAAAAACCCAGCUCAAAUAACCCUGUUUCUCGGAAUUCCAAAAACUAUUAAGUGAGUGAAAAUGAUUUUUUGUUGCUUUUUCUUUUCGGUGGGGGAAAGAUUCAGUUUAAAAAGUCAAUUACAAAAUUGAGUUUUGACCUCUGUUUACCGGAGGUCAGUUGGUGCUUGGAUAAAGCCCUGAUUGGGGGUCACCGUGCCUCUUUUCCAACUACAUGAAGCAAUAGGCUAUUUUGGAGUGAAUUUCGUACACAUGUGUUGCCAUAGUAACGAUCUAUGUGUCACCAAAACUGACAUAAAUUGAAAGAAAAAACAUGAAAAUAGAUGAAUAUCCUGAUAUCUGUCGCAUAAAACCUAAAAAUACGACAUUUAAAACUGUCAAACUAUUGUACACCUGAAGUUUUGAAAUACCUGGGUUUCCUAUUUCUUGUUGUAAAUUUUUUUUUAUUAUUGCUCAUGCAUGGAAAUGAUGCUACCGCAUGUAAAAUUGUAAGACUAUGUGAAAUUGUGACAGAGAUUGUCGACUUUACUUCUGAAACUGUCGUUCAAUGUUCAUGGCAUCAGAAAAGGUAUUUAACGACUUUAAUACUGGAAGUAGAGAUGCCUCACUUAGCAAAAUUACAGUUGGUAACGCAGGUAGAAAUACUCGAAGGAACUUUUCACAGCAAACAGUAAGUUAAUUUUUGUUAUUUCAAUCGAGUUAUGUUUAGGCCUAUAAUUUGUGAAUCUGUCAUUUUUAUAUAAUAUAAAAACAUUGUCAUUGCUAUUCAUGUCUGCUCUAGUCUGGACUCUGCUUCUGGUCAAAGAGAUUUUGAUCAUGCUUCAUAUAAAGCUCUAUAGUGAGUUUAAAAUACUGUUUAUAAUCAAACGUGCUUGCACACAAGCCCAUUGCUGUUAUAUUAUACUACAACUGCCCUAUCCACUAGUUGCAGGUACUGUAUAUUUUAUAUUACUAUUGUCUUUAAUGGUCACUGGCAUCGCACUGACUGCAAAUUAAUGGGUGCUAUUAUUGAGAUCUAUUGCCGAUUCAAGGAUUGUCUCCCACCACAAUUUCACACACAGUGCAAUGGAAGUUCAGUCUGUUUAAAUACGCACAGUUGAAUAUUAAUCUUCUAGAUGGAAAUAAUUGAGUGAAAAUGUAUUUACAUUCAUUAGACCUAACCAGGAACAGCUGCGAAAAAUGCAACUGUAGGUGCAGUUUAUUUAUGGAUAUCCAGUCCAGAUGUAAAUAAUAUCUGAUCUAAGAUCAGCAGGGACAUAGCAACAGGGGGUGUAAACCCCACAGCCAUAAAAUGGGCUGAGGUACGAUCAUAUCGACAAGUUUCAACCUUUCUUUUCAGCAUUUAAUAACAGCAGUGUCAAUUGAGUAGCAUGUUCAUACUUUUAUAGCUAGAGUUAAAUGUUGUUUAAAUUUAUACCUGCAUCAUUUACAAUAUUUCAUUUUUGUGAUCUGCCAGUAAAUACACUGUAUUUGGUUCUUAAUUUUAAACAAUUUGCAGAUAAAAGCCCAAUUCAAAAUCACAGUGAUGCAUGACAUCUACAGUACUUCAAACAACUAAGUGAACACAUAUUCUGGACAAUUUGCUGAUAAUAUGGUGACUGGUGAUAAUAUUGGAUAAUAUAGGAAGAUCAGAAUAUGCAAGUAUCAUGAGGGCAAUACAAACUAUCAGACAAAAGUUUUAGUGGUGAUGACAUAAUUGAUUGGAUGAGUUCAUUAUAAAUUCCGAUGCUUUUAGAUCUUACAAAUUACAAUAAAUAAAAACUGUUUAGAAAUCUAGCAUUAAAUAUUAUAUCAAUGAAGAACUUUGAAUUUAACCCAUUGAGCCGCAAUGCGCCCCAUUGCGCCCUACUUUUUUUUACUUGUCUAAUGCCAGACGAUUUUACUUGUCAGUGGGGAAGCUCUGCAGCUUAAUGGGUUAAAGGUUUUAUGAAAUUUGCGAUGCCAACAAUUCAAGAAAAGCUAAUAACUUGUAAACCAGACACCAGAAUAUAUUUGUAACAAGAAACCCAUGUAAUGAAAUCUUAGUGAAUUACAUAUUAGUGAAAUUUUGAAAAACAAUAAAAGUGACAUCAUUAGUUGCUGUAUAUAUGCUUAUUAUUAAAGCAAAACAUUUAUUGUUGGCUGCACCAUUGCUACCAACCAUUAUUUUUAAAUCGAGUGAUUGUAGCCAUUUCUUGGCAUUGUAAAAAAAUACUGCAUCUGUUUUAUUUUGACCAUUCAUCUAUUGUAAUUAUUAAUUUUGUAUCACAAUGAAUGUUUGUGAUGAAUGUUCAUGACAAUGUGAACUCCAGCUGUAUUCGACAGGCUGAAUAGUGAAUAGGCUAGCCACAUGUACGCAGUGCGUACCUAUUUUUGAGUAUCAUGGCAGGAGGACUUGUUGCACUUCUCAAAGCUUUAAUUCUCUCUUAAAAAUCGAGUAUACUGUAUCUUGUAUUUUUAUUAUGGUCGCAGAAAAAUUAUUCUAUAUCAACGUAAUGGGAAAGUUUUCCCAUAUUAAGUGUUGUUUGCAAAAGUGUUGAAACUGCGGAUUGAGAAGGAUUCAGCCACCUGAAAAAUAUAUAUAUCCCCCUUAUUUAUGGCCCUGCUGCCAUCUGACGUACGACCCUGUUGCAUCAUUUUUACACCAAUAAGGCAAUUUUUCUUAAUAAAUGGAACGAAACCAACAGAAUUUCAAGGGCAAAGGUAAAAAUACUGUGCAUCACCAAAGGCAGUCUGCCUCCUUUCAAGAUAAGUCCUUCCAUGUCUUGGUUUAUUAUUAUGAAUAUUAUCUUCAACAUUUUUUUAACUAUACACAAAUCAUAGACAAUGAAGGAUAGAAUGAAUGGGAGAAGAACCCAUGUAUUCUUGGGAGAAGAAUCUAUGUAUUCUGACACUCCAGGACAACAUUGUACAAUUACAAUAUUACAUCGAAGAAUUUUGGCUCUUUCAUCUAUUUGGCUCUAUUAAGGGCUAUUGCACUAUAAUUACGGACCAUUUAAUCCCUGGGUAAAUUACUAGUGAUUGACCGAUUGUGCAAGUGCAACAAUUGGAAAUUACCGAUUACCGAUUAUUCAUGUCACAAUCUACCAGAUACCGAUACUGAUUUUACAAUGACGUCAUAAUAUUAGUCUACCGAAUAAAGGUACGUGACAUCAUUCAUGUCGAUUUUUUAACGAUAUCUAAUUUCCAAUGUAACAACAUCGUUACUGCAACCAAAGAUCAUUAAAACUGUUAAUAAAUGGCAUGCUUCACACAUUAAUUUAACAUAUUGCAUUAAAAUGUGUAAUCGUGUGUCAAUGUGCAAUGCAUAUAGUUUUUAAAGUGCACAUUUUCUCAAUAAUCGGUUUUAGACAAUUGGAAAUAUAAAUAAUUCUACCGAUUCCGAUUGUCUACUGAUAAGGCAAAAAUCGUGCCGAUGCUGAUACCGAUACCGAUUAUCGGUCAAUCACUAUAAAUUACCCCUUUGUCCUUCACUUCGUUUGAGAGGCGCUGUGUAAUACUUCAGGCUUAAAUACACUUUUUUUAUACUUUUCAUAUAGGACGCAAGUGCUGCAGAGAUACGGCGGGCAUAUCGCAAGUUAUCACUCCAUUUACAUCCUGAUAGAAGCGAUGACCCUACUUCUGAGGAAAAAUUUCGCCAG
Messenger RNA from Paramuricea clavata, 5167 nucleotides. NCBI's taxonomy places the organism in Eukaryota, Metazoa, Cnidaria, Anthozoa, Malacalcyonacea, Plexauridae. The record is from the annotation of a GenBank genome assembly.